UACUGACAGUUGCGUCUGUUGUGUAGAUUGCGGCCCAGUGAUUCCCGGGAUUCGGUACCGGCACUAUGGCCCCUCGGCUGCAACUGGAGAAGGCGGCUUGGCGCUGGACUGAAGGCGUCCGCCCGGAGGACGUCACCCUGGAGCACAUUGAGAUUGCUUACCGCGUCCGCCUGGAGCCCUGCGUCCGGGGGCUGUGCCGGAGGAACUGUAAAGGAAAUCCUAACUGCUUGGUUGGUGUUGGGGAACACAUCUGGCUGGGGGAGAUUGAUGAGAACAGCUUCCACAAUAUCGAUGAUCCAAACUGUGAGCGACGGAAGAAGAACACGUUUGUCGGGUUGACCAAUCUGGGGGCCACAUGUUACGUGAACACGUUUGUCCAAGUCUGGUUCCUGAACAUGGAGCUUCGGCGAGCCUUCUAUCUGUACGAUAACCCUUUGAGUGUGGAGAAGGCUGAGGAGUGCAUCCAAGAAGACAAAGAGUACGAGCCGCAGAGCAUAUGUGAACACCUGCAGUACCUGUUUGCUUUGCUGCAGAAUAGCAACAGACGAUACAUUGACCCAUCAGGCUUCAUCCGGGCACUUGGGCUGGACACAGGGCAGCAGCAGGACGCCCAGGAAUUCUCCAAGCUGUUCAUGAGUCUGUUGGAAAAUAAGUUAUCCCGACAAAAGGAUCCUUAUGUGCGGGACAUCAUCCAGAACCAGUUCUGUGGCCAGUAUGCCUACGUCACUGUUUGUAAUCGCUGUGGCCGAGAAUCUAAGUUGGUCUCUAAGUUUUAUGAGCUGGAGCUGAAUAUCCAAGGACACAAGCAGCUGACGGACUGCGUCACAGAGUUCUUAAAGGAGGAGAAGUUGGAAGGAGACAAUCGAUAUUUCUGUGAAAACUGUCAGAGUAAGCAGAAUGCCACCCGAAAGAUCCGCCUGUUAAAGCUGCCACCCACACUCAACCUGCAGCUCAUGCGUUUCGUCUUUGACAGGCAAACGGGCCACAAGAAGAAGCUGAACACGUACAUUGGUUUUGGGGAAACCCUGGAAAUGGAUCCAUUCCUGGACCAGACAGACAGUCAAUAUGUGUAUGAGCUGAGUGCUGUCCUCAUCCACAGAGGGGUCAGCGCUUAUUCCGGACAUUACAUUGCCCACGUGAAGGACCCUCAGACCUCCGAGUGGUACAAGUUUAAUGAUGAGGAGAUAGAAAAGAUGGAAGGAAAGAAGCUGCAACUGGGAAUUGAGGAAGAACUAGCAGAGCCAUCUAAAGCUGCAACACGUAAACCCAAGUGUGCAAAGGGCAUCCAUUGCUCUCGAAACGCCUACAUGUUGGUGUAUAGGCUGAAGGUAGAAAAGAUGCCAGAGGUGGAGUGUGAGGUUCCAGUUUUCCUCCAGAAAUUGGUGGAGCUGGAUAACUGCAAGUUUGAGGAGUGGUGUGUGGAAAUGUCCGAGAUGCGGAGGGAGAGUGUGGAUAAAGGGAAAGCCAAACAUGAAGAGGUGAAGGAGCUGUACCAGAGGUUACCUGCAGGAGCUGAUAACGCAUAUGAAUUUAUUCCUCUUGAAUGGCUCCAGAAAUGGCUGGAUGAAUCCACACCAGCCAAGCCCAUCGACAAUUCCAAAUACCUAUGUACCCACGGCAAGCUGCAUCCUGACAAAAUCUCUCUUAUGAAAAGAAUUUCAGAGUACUCGGCCGAGGUCUUCUAUCAGAGAUACGAUGGUGGGCCGCGUCUAAAGGCUGAGUCUCUGUGCAAGGACUGUGUGGUAGAGAGGUGUCGGGUCUUGCGGCUGAAAAACCAACUAAAUGAAGACCACAAGAGCAUAGCAAACUUGGUGAAAGUUUCAGUGACCAGUGAUGAGGGCUUCUGGAUUGGCAAGUCGUCAUUACGACGAUGGCGACAGUUGGCUACUGAGCAGCUAGGCCAUCAUCAAGAUGAUGAGUUUGAUCAGGGAGACCUAAAGAUCAAUGGCAGCACCCCAAAGAAAGAAGAGUUGCUGGAGGAGAAAAGAGAAGAGGACUUAGAGACCGGGUUUAAUGAAGACAUAGUCUGCCAACAUGGCUGCCUUUGCACAUCAGAGGCCGAGAGGAGACUGAUAUCUGACGUUGCGUGGUUCAAGCUAAAGGAGUAUUUUCCUACAGCAUCCGAAUUCAGACACGACCAGGAGCCAUGCUGUCAGUGCCAGAUGUUAGAAAGAGAAGGAGAAAGAAAUGAUGCUCUGCAUAAGAAAAUGGCCAAUGAGCAGAAGCUUGCUCUUUCCAACCUCUUCCAGGACAAGAACCGUCCUUCCGGGGGCAGUUGGCCGCAGGAGACAUCGGAGUUGUACAUUGUGUCUCAGUUCUUUCUGGAGGAGUGGAAGAAGUUUAUAAGGAGGCCGACCAAGUCUGGCCCAGUACAGUCACUGGGGAACAGCCUCCUCCUCUGCCCACAUGGGGGUCUCAUGUUUUCCUUCUCUACAAUGACUAAGGAAGACUCUAAGCUUAUAGCUCUGCUUUGGCCUUCUGAGUGGGGCAUUCUUCAGAAACUCUUCAUUGUCGAUCACACCAUCAAGAUCUCCAGGAGGACAGUAACUGCCGAUGAGAACAAUGUAGCCACGAUCUACGUGUCUGAACCCGAGCUGUGUCCGGAGUGUCGGGAGGGAUUGUUGUGUCAGCAGGAGAGGGACCAGAGAGAGUAUGCACAAGCUACCAUCUAUGUGCACAAAGUGGUUGAUAAUAAGAAGGUCAUGAAGGAAGCAGCGCCUGAGCUAAACGUCAGCAGUUCAGACCCUGAAGAUGAGAAGGAUGAGCCCCGUCCUGAUGGAGAGAAUGAUCCAGACUUCAGUCAGGCUAAUGGAGCCGCAAAGAAGCAGAAGGUUUCUAUCCACGGACAGGUCUCCUAUCAGAAGCAGGGGAUUCGGAGAAGUACGCGGCACAGGAAAGUGCGGGGAGAGAAGGCGUUACUGGUCUCUGCUAACCAGACAUUGAAGGACCUGAAAAUCCAGAUCAUGCACGCUUUCUCUGUCGCUCCAUUCGAUCAGAACUUGUCUCUAGAUGGCAAGGUUUUGAAUGACGACUGUGCCACGCUGGGAUCUCUGGGAAUCGUCCCGGAAUCUGUUGUUUUACUAAAGGCAGAUGAGCCCAUUGCAGACUAUUCAGCCAUGGAUGACGUUAUGCAAGUUUGUAUGCCAGAGGAAGGAUUUAAAGGAACGGGUCUGCUGGGACAUUAGCAUUGAGCCUCCUCCUGAAGGGCAUCUUCCAUGCGCAGUAGAAGCGGAUUGUGACUCUUCCAGGAGGCGUCCGACGCCUCCACCUCCGAGCAUUGCCUUACAUGAACAUAGCAGAUUGCACUGAAGGACUGCAGCGAUAGAAGGACAAACUCUCUCUACUUUUUAUAUGUAAAUACAGAUGACGCCGUAUAUCUAUAAUAUAACUUGUUUACAUUGGGAUUCCACCUUCCAUGCCAUGUCUCCCAGCCGCGGCUUCUGUCUUGUGAAAUCAUGAUGAUCGUGGGUUUCCCUUCUGGCCUGCUUGUCACGCAUUAAAAAGCCGACUGUGCUGAUGAUGAUC
Messenger RNA from Bufo gargarizans (Asiatic toad), 3525 nucleotides. It is a transcript of the gene USP48, whose product is annotated as ubiquitin specific peptidase 48. Gene Ontology annotation, biological process: protein deubiquitination. Gene Ontology annotation, molecular function: protein binding; cysteine-type endopeptidase activity; cysteine-type deubiquitinase activity. The record is from RefSeq and is a predicted model, not a curated record. Gene Ontology annotation, cellular component: nucleus; cytosol. Bases 66 to 3185 code for a protein of 1039 amino acids. NCBI's taxonomy places the organism in Eukaryota, Metazoa, Chordata, Amphibia, Anura, Bufonidae. The transcript has 27 exons.